Molecule: messenger RNA, 1512 nt
Organism: Talaromyces proteolyticus
Lineage: Eukaryota; Fungi; Ascomycota; Eurotiomycetes; Eurotiales; Trichocomaceae
Product: glycoside hydrolase family 76 protein
Exons: 1
Coding region: 1-1512 (503 amino acids)
Biological process (GO): carbohydrate metabolic process
Source: RefSeq, a predicted model, not a curated record
AUGACGGUCUCGACACUGCUGGCCCUGGGGCUUAUCGCUUCCACGCACAUGGUAGCUGCUCUCGCUCCUGGCGAUGCAGAAGCUAUGUAUGAUGGAUUCAACAACGCCCUUCUAGUGUCCAGCGGCAGCGCUGUCUUCUACAAGAAAGCAUUGGAUAGCGAGGACCCAGAUGGAACAUGGUCAGCGUCACUCAACAUCCUCGGCGCCGAGGAUGCCUUUGAGCGGACUGGCGACCAAGAUAAACAGGCUCUUGUGAACAGUCUAUUAACAACCUGGCUGAAUCAAACUCCACCACCGUGGAGCUGGGAUGGAUGGAAUGACGAUAUCGGCUGGUUCACAUUGGCGCUAAUUCGGGGCUACCAAAUGACCGGUAAUUCCACUUUUCUCGAUGAAGCAAAAUAUGGGUUUGAUUACGCCUUUGGUCGGGGCUGGGACACGAAGUACAACGGCGGAGGCAUUUGGGAGCAGAAUCCGGAGUACCUUACGUCCUCAGAUGGCCCCCCAAACAAGCAGGCUUUAUCGAAUGAUAGUCUUGGCAAGGUUGCUUGUAUGAUUUAUCAAAGCACUCAUGAUUCAGACUAUCUAGAUAAGUGUCAGCUGAUAUACAAUUGGGUUGUGUCCAAUUUGUAUGAAUCUAGUACUGGACAAAUAAAUGGUGUAAUCAACGAGACUGGUUUCGUCACUCCGGACAGUACAGCAGCCUAUAAUCAAGGCACAUUCCUAGACUAUUCGAACUUGCUCUACGAGAUCACCGGUAAUAAUACUAUAUACGAUAUUGCACAGAACGCGCUUGAUUAUGCAAUGAAUAACCUGACCGUGAACGGCAUCUUCAGCAAUAAUGCAGGCUAUCUGAACACCUGGGCAGAUGAGGCGGCGCGCGGUGUCGGCCAUUUCGUGCGGGAUCAGCGGCUUUGGGACAAAUAUUACGCAUGGAUGGUGAAAAAUGCUGAUGCUAUUCUCGCAAACCGACGGACUGAUCUAAAUAUCACCUGGAACGGAUGGGAUACACCCACAUCAGAUGAUAAUACAUUAUCAGCAAACAAAUUCGUUAGUGCUAUGGCAUGGCUUCAAUUCACACCUCCCACCCAGCCGAGCGACAAGCCUGGAGGCGUCCAUGUUAUUACCAAUAACCUAACGGGUAUGGCAAUCGACAGCGCUGGCACCUUUGGAAACAACAACCCCGUGAUCCAAUGGGGGCUGAAUAACGGACUGAACCAGCGUUGGCAGCUCACGCAAAAUUCGGAUGAGUCUUGGAAUAUCAUCAGCCUUAGUACCUGGCAGGCGCUGGACUGCGGCGCAAGCGAUACAAAUGGCGCUGAGGCGAUUCAGUGGCAAUCCACCCGCGAUUCCAACCAGCGCUGGAUAAUUAAUGAGCUAAGUGACGGGACUUAUAGUAUCGAGAGCCAGGCCACUGGGAAGGCCUUGGAUGGCGGCUCGAGCACGACCAACGGUGAUGCAUUGAUUCAAUGGGGUUGGAACGGGGGCUCUCAACAGCGCUGGGUUCUUCACUGA